UGAACUCUCCGCCGUACAUCAUCAUCAAGUCCCGAGUCGAAGUUCGUAUGAGUUUCUUUCUGGCUGCCUGCAUUUUGACAUACAGCAUCUUCCCCAGGCAUGGAAUGGCGGCAGCGGACCAGGAACUAAAACUUGCCUGGUCUAGUUUGCUGCACUGUCUGACAUAAUCCUUGCUGGGGUUUUCGGAGCCCGGCAUAAGUUUUGAUGAGCUGAAUCGAAGAACAACCUGCUCUGCUCAGGACCAAAUCCGCUCAAAAUACUUCAAACCUUGAGGUUGUUCCGCCUGGCAGCAGAUAGCCGAAGUGUGGUGAGAGCAGUUGACAACCACGAAGCGCGAUUUGCGCGUGGUUGGAGGUGCAGUGGAAGUCGAAGUGUUGCAAGUAUGGACGAAUGGGCCUAAAUUAGGUUGUACAGCUGGUUGUCAUGGCUACCCCACUGUUCAGUCCCAGCUUCGUGCUCCUGUUCUCAAUCGCUUUGUCGUUGCCAACGGUAACCAAGCAGGAGAACAGUGAUGACUGUGGCGAGAAUGGGCUGUGCCCGCUGAUACCAAACUCCACCAAUAUACACGGACAUCUGAUUUACUCAAGUCGAGCGGUUGGCGGCACAGCAACUCUCGCGUGCCAGGAUGGCUUUCGACCGGCGCAAGGCUCUACAUUCGUCUGCACCAGGCAAGCCGCGGGCACGCGUGAAGGCGCGAGCUGCCUGUGGACGGGAGCUAGGUUUGCAUGCAACGUAAUCGCCGCCUACUGCCCUAUGCUGGAUAUACCGCAAGGAUCCGUAUCUAGCCAGGAUGCUAGCGUCGGCAGUGUGGUGCGUGUGGACUGCGAUGCAGGCUACCAACGCUCUGGCGCUCUGUAUCUCACCUGCAACGCUGUCACUGCCGAGGCUGGGCGAUGGAGUUCAAACGAAACCAUCUGCUCCGAGAUCGACGACGUCGUCGUGCCGAGGAUCAGCGGUGUGAAGCUGGCCUACGUAGCUGUCCCCACGGCAACCUGCUCCUUUCUCAUCAUGCUGGCAUUUGCGCACUACUUACACCGGAGGAAACGAAAAUGGAGAAGAAGUAGAAAGGGCAAGAGAACCAGUAUACAGUGUAGCAAGAGUGAAGACAGCGCUCCUGUCCUGGACAGUUUGACAGGCAAGCACGAGCCGCCGCUCUUCAUCAUUGCGACGGAAAGCGAAGAGGAAGAAGAGCCGUGUGUUGUUCGCAACAAACGUCACCUGCAGCAGCAGCAGCACACGAUGGCCAACAGGAGCCACAGCAUGGAGACAUCGGCCGUUCCUCAGUGGGAGGCGCGGGCCACCAUCAUGAAAGACGAGACGGACUCGUUCACGGCGUCGUCUAGCGAUGCGGCUCACGCCUCCUCGGCGGCCGGGUACAUCAGCUCCGAUGAAAUCUCCUCUCUGGAACUGAUGUCGCUACGCUCGUCCGUUUUCAGUAUGGCCGAUCCCAGUAGCCGCGUCGCGCAUGCCUGUAGUCCCAUGCAGAUGCGGAAGCGUGGCGGUGGUCGUGACUACGCCGUCCUGGUCAGGGCCAAUCACAGCAACGACACAGACGACGAAAUGCUAGGUGCUGGUGCGGUCGGGGCCGGUGGUGACGAGCGUAGAAUCUCCGUGCAUAACCUGCCGCUGAGCAGACUGAGCGAAGGUGAGGUAGAUGACGACAACAUUGCGAGUCAGCAAUCGAGCCGUCCAUCGUAUCUCGCACUCCAUCAGCAACAUCUGAACGGCAAGAUUGGCGGCAACGGCGCCCAUGUUACCGAUGAAGCAGUGGCGGCGGCAGAGGCGACAAGACUGACGCCAGUGCACAAUCCCGUCCACAGUCCUGGUCGGGGACGACGCAAGAGCGCCGACACGAUACUGAGCUGCGUAUCGACACGGUCACAACGCCGCUCCUCCCUGCACCCGCGUGUUAACCCAAGCACCAGCGAGGACGAGGAGCAAGGCGGCAGGAACUACCAGCAACCCUUCAACUCCAUUUCAGUCCACGACAUCCUCGACGGCCGCUUGUCGAAGGAGCAGGCAACUAGCGAGGAGAGCCCUGCUUGUUCGCUGUCGAAGAGUGCCGGAGACUUGCUGAACGUAAACGAGUCGAAAUUCAGCGCGCCCGUGGACCGAACAGGAGAUGACCCGUACCAGCAGCCAUUCGCGAUGUUUGGUACGUACCGCAACUCGCACAGUGACGGCAAUGUAUCGUACGAACCUCGCAGAUCCCUUCCCAGCAUGCUGGUAAAGGCCGGGGCACCGGCAGUGAAUCCAGCGGCUGUGACGACUCCAACCGGGACAAUUGAUGAUGGAGGGCCUGAGCAGGAGGACCCGUAUCAGGAACCGUUCAACACGCUGAACAUUAGCCGUUCCGGCAGCCAGCAGUACUCUCGCCACACGAGCAGCAGCAGCAAUGACUCGCGCUGUCAGCCGCUUCACCAGCCACCGAGGCACCGGAGAGGUGGCAGGGGCAAAGGGGGGCAGGGACUUCACAGCAGUCGCACCGACAGCCUCUCCAAGAGCACCGGGGAUCUGGUUCGUUGCGCCAGCGCUCGCGCUCGCGUCAACUUUGACGUGGUUCACACCCCAGCGUUGUCCCAGUCUCGUUCCGCGGUGAGCGUGUCUCGCAAACUGCUUUCUCCGACAACCUCCAAGCAACGGUUGCCCAUGCCGCCACCACCCUUGCCCAGUCAAUUGUCCUUGGGUCCCUUCGACGCAGCAGCGGCACUAGCAGCGCCGGUGAUCCUGCGCUCUGACGCUCAAUCUCCGCCGAACGCCGACACCGGUGAGGUCGUGGGACACAAUGGUUCAGCAGAGGGCGCGUUGCAGUUCCCCCGUGUGUUCAGCACUCAAGAGGGUCGCAGCCAGACACCGACGACCGCGGCGAUAGGGAAUUCGAUGACGUUGGCAGCGGCCGCGCUGCACAUAUCCGAGGAGUACGAAUGCCCAGUCACCCUGUCGCCACCCGAAGCCGCCCGGGGUGGUGAGCCGAAAUCCCGACCGCAGGCGAUGGAGCUGAAUCCCGCCGAGUGCCUCGCUCCGCCCCCGUCACGCAGCACCACGCCACACAUCACACGCAAGAAACUGGCCGUCUCCGUGACAAACAACCCGUCUCUGGCGACCGCCGGGGACGCGUUGUCCGACAACGAGAGUAUUGGCUAUGUGAAAGUCGACUGGGAGGAUCGCGACGUGCGCAUGCGUGAAGAUAGCAUCAGCGAUGAGACACCCCUGGCGUCCCUAACGUCGGGCGCAUCGUCGGACGUAGCAGCCGUCGACGGGAAGCGCCCGGUCUACGGGCGCAUUCGGGCGAAUGGCAGCCAGAAAAAGCCGGGAAAGUCGUCGCAGAAGCACACUCGGGCAAUCUCCCCAUUGGGCACGAGUCCAGGCAACGGGGGUGCUUCCACUAGUGCCAGCACAACGCUGGGUAGUAGCAACUUGAGCGCGGCGCUUCAACGUUACACAAGUAUCAUCGUGCGACGCCACAAGCACAACACUGCUGCCGCCGCCAACUACCACGAGGAGCCAACGCCGCAGCGACAAUCGACCGGCCCGCUCCGCCAAGCCAUGUCGUUUCACUCACUUUCGACCGGUUUUGCGGGUGCCAGCAACAGCAACAGUGCCACCACCGCCACCGCCAUCGCCACUCCCAGGUACAGCUCCAUGAAGAAGAUGCGUAGGGGCAAGGCGGCCAAGUCGGACGAGGUCAAGCGGUCUCCCAUGGACGGUCCUGGCUCCGCACAGUACGGUAACGUGGGCGAGGCCGCUCUACCGCCACCUCCGCUGCGCGCAGCGGGGAAAACCGGCAUCAGGGCGUCGCUAUCGAGCAUGGCUGCGAUCCAGCCUCUCGCUUCCGCAGGCACAGGUGCCGCCAACCCACCACCGAGCCCAACGUAUGCGCCGGCGAAGAGCUCAACGUAUGCGCCUGCGAAGAGCUUCAGGGGCGCGCAUUCUGGGGCCCGCAGCCUGGAUGCGGACGCAAUGAUAGGGUCGACAGCGUACGGGAUUCUCGACGAUGGCAGCAGUGGUGGUGCGGCAGGCACCAGUUCCGUCACCGGUAACAGUGUGUUUCGCGUCUCGACGACCGUGGACUUCCUCGACGACGGGUCCGGGGGUGAGGACGGCGGGGAAGAAGAUCCGUAUAUGAUAUACCGCUCGCUGCCUGCGCAGAGCGCCGAUGUGCUGUCGAAUGUCUGCAACUAUGGAUACAUCGCCAACCAAGCCCGCCACUAUCAGGAGAUCAAUCGACCCUUGCUGGAGUCUGCGCCUUCGUCAGCCGCCGUUUCUACCCUGUCCCGUCAGUCCAGCAGUACGCUGAGCUUAAACCUGAGCUCGCAGGCGGAGUCCGUCGACCCAGUGUCCCAGCUUGCUAAGGGCACGUGGGGAAUGGAGCCGCUGGCCAUCACUCAAGGCAGUACCUGCCCCAGCAGCAACGCAGAUGGCAGCUCCGAAGGCUCAUACAUUACGAUCCAGGAGAGCCGACACAGCGUGCUAGACUGUCCAGACACUUCCGCCAGUUCCAUCCUGCCGCCAGCAGCCAACAAAGGCAGAGAACUGCGUCUGGUGCCCAUCAUCUCGAAUCGCAGCGUUGACGACAUCCUCCAUGAGGAUCAGGAGUGGGCUGCACCGUCAGUCACCCUUGACACGUCGUCAGCGGCCGAAUCCAAUGCCCUCGGCCUUGCCCUGGACAUGUACUCCGAGCCGGUGUUUGCCCACCGACCGUGUUUGUCCGACAACCUUCGCCGGGCGUCUCUGCCCGAACUGCCGGGUGUGCCGUCAGCUGCAGCCCAGCCGCCGUUCAAAGUGCAAAAGCGCUCCUCGCUGGACGUUGUGCUUGAUAGUCUGGGCUUGUCGGCGCCAAAGCCAAACAACAACAACAACAACAGCAACCACAACAACAAUACUGCUGCUGCUGGGAGAUCCGUGUCGCAUCGCGUGUCGUUGCCAACCCUACCCGUGAUGGAAUGGAACAAAGGCAACUGUACGUAGCAUGUGACUAUGGGAGUGACAAGACCGUGUAUUGGAGACCAACACAGCUGUCCGCGAGGAGAAAAUGCCACGCUCCGCAACGUCAAUCUUCAAGGCAGAUCUCACUGUGCUGCAACCCUCAUCUCCAGAAAAAUGGUGGAGACUGUACGGGCUGAGCAUGCACGCUUGCUUGUGCACCGAACAUGCCCGUGUUGCCGGAGAGUACUGCGCUAGGCUAGCCUGUGCUGCCGACUCCUACAUGUGCAGAAUGUCUUGCGUGCAGAGCCCCCGUUGUAGUGCCGAUGUGUGCACACUCGUAGCAUGUGUGGUCAUUCUAGUACGCAUCGCGGACGGACGCAAUCUCCGGGCAUAUCGCGAAUAGCAGACUCACGAGGACGGAAUGCGAAUCUAACCUCGCCGCGGCCUGCGUUUUGAGCUGCCGUCACUGCGCGAAUUCUCUAGACCUGUAGCGAUGCAUGCAAAGAGGUGCCCAAGGUGUCGCUCUCUGUUCGCUUACGGGAUUGUCCGAGAACUGCCACCGGCUUAGUCUACAUACAUGUACAUACACAUCACAGCUUAUGGCAUGUAUUUUUUUUUAAUGGAUUGAAGCGCGGCUGCAUUGUUUGCAUGCAUAAAUGGAUAAGUCUCACUGUUACGAACAAUCCCUCCCCCCCCCCCACUCCACCUGUCCUUUUGUCUGAUGUGCUACACUCGUGGGGUUCGAACAAUUGAAGACGGAUUUUUCAGUCCACAUCGUUGUCUCUUAGUUUGUGUUUCAGCAGAACCGUCUACUUGUACUUGUACUACUUCGAUGCUUAAAAAAAAAGAUUUAAUCAGUGCAAGGGCCGGCCAUGCAGUGUCCAUAGAGCCAGUGCUGUCACCUGUAGUGCUCUCUAACAUUGUUGAUGAUGUGAUGUCCACCGUGACUGCAGCCGAAGAGCUGAUCCUCGGCUGCUCCCGGACACAGCGGCAGCUGCCCGCUACUCCUGCCCAGACCUUUCCCAGAGUAUGGUGUGUGCUUCGAGUAACACCGUAUCGACAUCUUUCCCUGUCCCGAAUGCAUUGAAUUCUUCCAGUAAAAACAAGUUCUGUGUUCCCUGUGAGGAUUACCGAUUCUUCAGCACCGAAAGUGCUGUGCACGAAUGGAAGAUCUGCUGUAACAAUGGAUGUAGUCAAUUGCUAGUGAUGUAUUGGGUUGCAUUCCUCUUGCUUGCACCUUUUUCUGUGUUAAACUCUAUCGAAGGACGGCUGAUAAUUAUUUUCUCCCACCGUAUUUGACUCAUUUUAAAACUCUAAGGGUUUUUUCUCACUUUUCUUAGACAUUGAUAAUUUCUUCUCUCUCUUCUCUAUUCCCAUUAAUGGUACUAUAGAUCUAGGAUACCUGUUUUGUGUAAGAAGAUACACCCUCUAUUGGCACGAGCAGAACUUUUUUUACCAUCACACAAGUUCUCUCUCUCUCUCUCUCUCUCUCUCUCUCUCUCUCUCUCUCUCUCUCUCUCUCUCUCUCUCUCUCUCUCUCUGCCUCGUCCUUCUCAGCGGGGACAGGUCACAGCAUCAAGUUUACUGCCUCAGACGCUUUCCUCCUCUACUUUCCAUAUGGGCAAGAGUGCAGCACAAUGCAUUUCUGGUUACAUGUAUACCGCACUUGCGUGCCUGUGAGCGCGUGUGUGUGUGUGUGUGUGUGUGUGUGUGUGUGUGUGUGUGUGUGCCUGUACAUGCUGUGAGACGUGUGCGAGAAAGUAAAUCUAACGUUUUAAAAUGAAUGACAUUUCUACGUUAUGAUAAUAAAUUCUGUUGAGGCUGUAAUGCCUCAUAUGUGUUAUGUGCAGCUAUGCCGGAAUAGUGAAUUCUGGUUAACUGAUCUUCUCGUUAAAGUCUGAAUUUUGGACAAUUGUU
Molecule: messenger RNA, 6843 nt
Organism: Sycon ciliatum
Lineage: Eukaryota; Metazoa; Porifera; Calcarea; Leucosolenida; Sycettidae
Product: mucin-4-like
Exons: 6
Coding region: 424-4968 (1514 amino acids)
Source: RefSeq, a predicted model, not a curated record